This is a messenger RNA of Penicillium atrosanguineum, 969 nucleotides long. Its product is annotated as alpha/beta hydrolase. The transcript has a single exon. NCBI's taxonomy places the organism in Eukaryota, Fungi, Ascomycota, Eurotiomycetes, Eurotiales, Aspergillaceae. The coding region runs from base 1 to 969 and encodes 322 amino acids. The record is from RefSeq and is a predicted model, not a curated record.
AUGUCCAAUCUACCAACACUCGUAUUUGUACCUGGCUCAUGGCAUAGACCGACAUGCUUCGACCCAGUCAUCAAACUCCUCCCACCAAAGUUGAAAUGCAUCGCAGUCUCCCUCCCUUCAACAACAGGGAACCCAGCCGCAACUUUCAAAGACGACCUCGACGCUGUGCAAUCAGUUGUAUCCCGCGAGACGGUCGCCGGACGUGAUGUGGUUGUCAUCGCGCAUUCAUACGGCGGCAUGGUCGGCAAUAGCGCUGUCAAGGGAUUCACCCAAAACGCCAAGGACGAAGCUCAGUCCUCAGGGGGUUAUGUGAUUGGCAUUAUUCUUAUAGCUUCUGGCUUCACCCUCACUGGUAUGGCCUUUAUGGAUCCAUUCUUCGGGCAUCCACCUCCUACGUGGCGCGUUAAUAACGAGACCGGCUAUGCGGAGUUGGUCACUCCGCCUCGCCAGCUCUUCUAUCACGAUUUACCUGAGGGUGAGGCGGAGUAUUGGGCUUCUCAGCUUACUACUCAAAGUCUCAAAGCUUUGUUCGAAGGUGGCGAGUAUACGUAUGCUGGCUGGCAGGACGUGCCUUCUUGGUAUAUCGGGACCAUUGAAGAUCAGGGCUUGCCGGUAUUGGCGCAGCGGAUGACAGUAGGCAUGGCGAGGGAACUGGGCGGGAAAGUGGAGCAUCGAGAGCUGCAGACUAGUCAUUCGCCGUUUUUGAGUCAACCGGAGGCGACUGUGAAGAUCAUGGUGGAGGCUGUGGAGGCGUUUAUUGGUAAAGUGAUUGACGAGUCUCCAAGUGGAAGUGGAAGUGGAAGUGGAAGUGGUGACUUGGUAGCAUUGCCAGAAGCUAGGCUCUUGCAGCCUUUGACGUGGUUUAGCUUUGGAUUACCCUUAGCAUUUGGUCAUGUGCUAGGAAGGAGCUAUCUCUUCUUCUGCUGGGGCAGGAGAUUGUGGAGGUCUGGAUUGUCUGGAUCCUGUUGA